Scophthalmus maximus (turbot) is the source of this 1675-nucleotide messenger RNA. RefSeq names its product nuclear factor of kappa light polypeptide gene enhancer in B-cells inhibitor, alpha b (gene nfkbiab). The transcript is spliced from 6 exons. NCBI's taxonomy places the organism in Eukaryota, Metazoa, Chordata, Actinopteri, Pleuronectiformes, Scophthalmidae. The coding region runs from base 196 to 1161 and encodes 321 amino acids. Gene Ontology annotation, molecular function: protein binding. The record is from RefSeq and is a predicted model, not a curated record.
AACCCCCCGUCGGAGCGAGGCGAUCUGCGCGGUGUUAUUCUAAGUGACAGUUUUCUGGAAAUCCCCCACCUAGUCGUAAGCUCCGCCCCCCGCCGCAGCCAAACAGAGGGCAUUUACACGGAACGCGGCAGCACAGCUCCGCCAGAAGCGCAGACACGAAGCGAACGCACCCCGCCGCGCACGACAAGCCCCGCCAUGGACCUCCACCGGACCAGCAUACUGAACCAGAUGGAUUACGGCCGCGAUUCGAAGGAGGGCAAGCCGCCCCAGGCGACGGAGGAGCGGCUCGACAGCGGCCUGGACUCGCUGAAGGAGGAGGAGUACCAGGCGGUGGCCGCCGAGAUCCGUCGGCUCCAGGUGGACUGCGAUCGGCCGCCGCACCAGCAGCAGCCGCCCGCUGCAGCCGACGGGCCGCCGCACGAGUGGCACGCGCAGGUGACGGAGGACGGAGACACGCUGCUCCACCUUUCCAUCAUCCACGAGGCCAAGGACUACAUCAGGAGCAUGAUCGAUGUGUCCAAGAACACAGACUUCCUGAACACACAGAACGACCUGAGACAGACUCCUCUCCACUUGGCAGUGAUAACAAACCAGGCAGACGUGUGUCAGCACCUGCUGGUGUCCGGCUGCGACCCCACGCUGGUGGACAACAGGGGAGACACGGCCCUUCACAUCGCCUGUCGCCACGGCAACCUACCGUGUUUCAGCGUCAUCACCCAGUACAGUCAGAAGGAGCACCUACAAACGGCGAUGGCUGCCUGCAACUAUAACGGUCAGAACUGCCUCCAUCUUGCCGCAGUUCAGGGUUUCCUGUCACUGGUGGAGAACAUGGUGGAUCUCGGAGUUGACGUUAACGCAAAGGAGCAGCACAACGGUCGCGGCGCUCUGCAUCUGGCCGUGGAUCAGCAGAACCUGUCACUGCUCAGACUGCUGCUGAAAAAGGGCGCGGACCCAAACCUCCUGACCUCUGGAGGCCACACCCCCUACCACCUCACCUACGGUUACGGCAGUCGCGACAUCAGGGAGGAGCUGUACUCGCUGACCGCCCCCGACCUGAGGGAGCUGCCCGACAGCGAGGAGGAUGACAGCGAGGAGGAGGACGAGGACGGGAAGUCUGACGAGGAGGUGGGUUAUGACGACAUUCACUGGAAUGGACAUUAGCAGGAAGCGAGUCAGAGAGAGGAAGUUACAGAGGCGAGAGGCUUUGACGACGAUGGUUGAAAAGGAACGGGAGAAGUGGCUCGGCUCAUCUGCUACAUCCUGGAACGACGUCACAGGAGCCCGGCGGCGUGGGUGACACGCCGCAGAUGUGACCACUGACAAAAACGGACGGACAGGCGGCCGGCGAGGGCAAAUAAAACAGAGACUGGCGGCUGGAUGAACCAGAGCGACCGCUCCGGGGGCUGCAGGAGGAGCAAACCGUCAAUGGGAUGUGAAUACCACAUUGCGGUGGGACGGCGUCGCUUGCAUGAUAAGAGGAACGCUUGUAUUCUGUCAUCAUCCACACAGAUGUAACUGCAACAGCUGUUGUAUGAUAUUGUAAAUGCUGUGUAUACUGAGAUGUAUUUUUUAUGGAAGCUGUGAACGUGUACAGUUGAGCAGGUUGUAUAUGUCAAGACGGCAAACAGUCCCGCACACUCCAGUUAAAUUAAAACGACUCGUAUUUAAAAGUUGA